AUGGGCGCAGGCGUUUUACACCUGUACGAUACGCUGCCGGAGGGAGACGAGGCGCACAGUACGCGCGGACGCCUCGGGCCCUGCCUGCGCGCCUCUCCCGCUCUCGCUUCCCUCCCCACUGCUCCGAAGCGCACCAUCCCUUCGACACGGACACAGCACACGCGACACGGCACACGGCACACAGGACGGGUCAUCCUCUCUCGAUCCUGCGACCGCGACCGCGAGCACGGGCGUUCUGCACCUCUAUGCUGCCGAAGGGAGACGAGGCCUCCCCACCACUCUGAGCACCCAGAGGAGCGCCCGCCGCUCGCACACGCGCACCUUCCACACCGAAAUUCGAGAUGCGCACCGUUCUCGGCUCGCACCGACUCGACUCGCAAACGGACGGGUCGUCCGGGCGUUGUUCUACUUCGCCGCGCGACGCACCCGCGCUCUUUUAUUAAAAACUUCUACGCGCACCUCCCCGCCAAGCGACGAUCCGGAACGAAAGUGCAUAAAUAUCGAUAA
This is a messenger RNA of Heterobasidion irregulare TC 32-1, 507 nucleotides long. RefSeq lists its product as uncharacterized. Bases 1 to 507 code for a protein of 168 amino acids. NCBI's taxonomy places the organism in Eukaryota, Fungi, Basidiomycota, Agaricomycetes, Russulales, Bondarzewiaceae. The record is from RefSeq and is a predicted model, not a curated record. The transcript is spliced from 2 exons.